Messenger RNA from Seminavis robusta, 414 nucleotides. The record is from the annotation of a GenBank genome assembly. Lineage: Eukaryota; Bacillariophyta; Bacillariophyceae; Naviculales; Naviculaceae.
AUGAAUCUGUUUGGAGCCGACCCCGCCAUGGCGGUGCUGGACCCUGCUACGGCGGUGUUGGACCUUCCCACUGCCCAAGAAGAUGGCACGAAAAAGUCGAGAGAGAAGAAGAAGAAGAGUCGAUCAGUCUCACCCAAGCGUCCCUCUGGGGGGCGACGUCGCAUCCAACGCCACGCAUCCUCGGGAUCACCAAAAGACAACCGAGGACGUCAUAUGGAUGAAUCUAGUACUACUAGUAGGAAUGGGGACAGAAGAAGAAGCAAGGAUUCCGGCAUGCAAGGUCACCUCGAAGGUAUUGAAGCCUUUUGCAAAGUCAUGAAGGAAGCCGGCACGGAGAAUCGAGAGCGAAUGAUUCAACAAUCCAUGCAGCUCCAAUGGCAACGAAGUUGCAUGCUUGGAUCCAAGAAAAAGUAA